Molecule: messenger RNA, 1179 nt
Organism: Closterium sp. Yama58-4
Lineage: Eukaryota; Viridiplantae; Streptophyta; Zygnematophyceae; Desmidiales; Closteriaceae
Source: the annotation of a GenBank genome assembly
AUGGACGUCCUUGGGGACAGACAAUUUGAGCUUGAGUGUCUUACGGCCGUUUUACCUCGUCUCGCAUCCAUGCUGGUUUGCCCUGUGGGAGACCCGGAUGCACUUGACAUCCCUACGUCACGCACUUACGCUGAGGCGAUCGCGGGUGAGUACUCCUCUCAGUGGCAGACAGCCAUGGACGUGGAAAUGGCUUCUUGGAAGUCCACAGGCACCUACGUUGACGAGGUUCCCCCUCCUUGGGCGAACAUAGUCGAUGGCAUGUGGAUCUUCAGGGUGAAGCGGCCGCCAGGUUCUCCACCUGUCUUCAAGGCUCGUUACAUUGCUCGAGGCUUUAGUAAGCGACAGGGGAUCGAAUUGUUCCAGACCUUCUCCCCCACCCCGAAGAUGACUACUCUUCGGGUGUUGCUGCACGUUGCAGCACAGCGUGACUACGAGCUGCACUCCCUCGACUUCUCCACAGCUUUCUUGCAGGGCAGCCUUCACGAGGAGAUCUGGCUGCGCCACCCACCUGGCUUCACUGGGUCGUUUCCUGCUGGUACCCAGUGGCACCUCCGGCGGCCGGUCUACGGUCUCCGCCAGGUGCCACGUGAGUGGCACGACACACUGAGGACGACACUUGCGGCUCUUGGGUUUGCUCCUUCGACUGCUGACCCAUCGCUGUUUCUACGCACCGACACUUCUCUGCCGUCGUUUUACAUCCUUGUGUACGUUGACAACUUGGUUUUUGCUACUGCUGACACUGAGGCACUGACCCUCGUGAAAGCACGGCGCACCAUUACUCUGACUCAGUCACACAUGGUGCACCAGGUCCUUCAGCGCUUCGGCUUCCAGUUCUCCUCGCCACAGCCCACUCCUCUGCCUACAGGUCACUCGCUCUCAGCUCCACCUUCGGACGAGUCCGUAGAGCCGAGUGGUCCGUAUCCAGAGCUUGUGGGUUGCCUCAUGUACCUGAUGACCUGCACACGCCUUGACCUCGCGUACCCUCUCAGCCUCAUGGCUCGCUACGUGGCUCCCGGCAGACACCGAAAGGUGCACUGGGAUGCUGCUAAGAGGGCGUCUCAUCGGUCGUCACAAGGCUACACCUUCAGUCUUGGCUCUGGCUCUGUCUCGUGGAGGUCCACUCGUUCGUCUUCUGUUCUAGUUCCAGCUGUGAGGCUGAGAUCUAUGUUGGGGCUAUGA